CUCUCCACUCCACUCCCCACUCCCCACUGCCGCUCCAAUGGCUGCCGCCGCCACCGCCGCGCGCGCGCUCUCCCGCCUCCUCCCGCUCCUUCUCCUGAUGGUUCUUGCUGUGGCGGCGAGGGACGAGGGGGAGCUGCGGGCGCUGGCGGCGCUGAGGGCGGCGCUGGACCCGGCGGGCCGGGUGCUGGGCUCGUGGGCCCGGGCCGGGGACCCCUGCGGCGGCGGCUUCGUCGGCGUCGCCUGCGACCGCGAGGGCCGCGUCACGGCCGUCUCGCUGCAGGGCCGCGGCCUCUCCGGCACCCUCCCGCCGGCCGUCGCCGGGCUGCGCCGCCUCCGGGGGCUCUACCUGCACUACAACGGCCUCAAGGGCCCCAUCCCCCGGGAGAUUGGCGGCCUCUCCGAGCUCGCCGACCUCUACCUCGACGUCAACCACCUCUCCGGCCCCGUGCCCGCCGAGAUUGCCGCCAUGGCGAAUCUCCAAGUGUUGCAGCUGGGCUACAACCAGCUGACAGGCAGCAUACCGCCCCAGCUAGGCAACCUAAACAAGCUUGCUGUUCUUGCGCUGCAGUCCAACCAGCUGACCGGAGCCAUUCCGGCAACCCUCGGCGACCUGACUCAGCUGACUCGGGUCGAUCUGAGCUUCAACAACCUAUUUGGCUCGAUCCCUUCAAAGAUCGCAGAUGUUCCAUCGCUCGAGGUCUUCGAUGUUCGCAAUAACACUCUGUCAGGGAGUGUCCCUGCUGGAUUGAAGAGACUGAAUGGAGGGUUCCAGUAUGUGAAUAACAAGGGGCUUUGUGGAGCAGAGUUCAUUUCUCUUGAUCUUUGUACCUCUACAGAGGAUGGGCUGAGGCCUAGCAAGCCUGAGCCUUUUGGCCCGGAUGGCACUGUCAAGACAGGGCAAGUACCCCAGUCGGUGGAUCCACACACGACGAAAUCUGCAAAGGCCUCUGCAGGAGUUCUUAUUGUGGGUGUUCUUGCCGUGGUCAUCGGUGCGGCAUUCUGUGGAAUAUUUGCAUUCUCGUAUUAUCGCCGGCAGAAGCAAAAGAUUGGCAGUUCGCUGGAGGUUUCUGAUAGCAGGCUCAGCACUGACCAUUUCCAGCAGAAGGAAGCCUGCCGAAGGAGUGCUUCUCCUCUGAUCAGUGUGGAGUACUCAAAUGGAUGGGACACUAUGUCAGGUGGAGGCUGCGGAUCAUCCGGUGAGGUUGGCGACAGCUUCAGGUUCAACCUUGAGGAGGUCGAGUGUGCGACUCAGUACUUUUCUGAGGUUAACUUGCUAGGUAAGAGCGGCUUUGCUGCGACGUUCAAGGGGAUACUGAGGGAUGGGUCUGUUGUCGCGGUUAAGAGCCUCAAUAAGACAAGUUGCAAGCAAGAGGAGUCUGAUUUCCUGAGAGGCCUGAAGACGCUCACCAUGUUGCGACAUGAGAACCUUGUUGGCUUGAGGGGCUUCUGCUGCUCCAGGGGGAGGGGGGAGUGCUUUCUUGUGUAUGACUUCAUGGUUAAUGGGUGCUUGUCGCAUUAUCUCGAUGUUAAGGAAGGGUCUGAAGCUAGUGUUCUUGAUUGGCCUACAAGAGUUUCCAUCAUCAGAGGCAUUGCAAAAGGUAUUGAGUACCUACACAGCAAGAAGAGCAACAAGCCAUCACUGGUACACCAGAACAUUUCGGCUGAGAAAAUUCUUCUUGACCAACAUUUCGCCCCACGGCUGUCCGUCCCAGGACUACACAAGCUCCUUGCCGACGAUGUUGUCUUCUCAACUCUGAAGGCCAGUGCAGCUAUGGGGUAUCUUGCCCCUGAGUACGCCAACACGGGACGCUUCACCGAGAAGAGCGACGUCUUUGCCUUUGGGAUUGUUGUUCUCCAGGUCAUCACAGGCAGAAGGGCCGUCUCACAAGUGAAGAUAGGCACUGCUACCAGCGACCUCGAAGGCCUGAUAGAUCCCAGCCUCGGCGGCAUCUUCUCGAGGACCGAGGCUGCCAAGCUUGCAGAGGUUGCCGCACAUUGCACAAGCGAAGCGGCGAGCCAGAGGCCGAUGAUGGAUGCUGUGGUUCAGCAACUCAGCGGCUGAUGCCGAGGAUCCGAACCGGGCUGAUGAAGAUGUCUUUUGGGAGGCCAUUUGUAGUAGUAAGCUGGAGGACGGUAAUGAUCCAGUUGCCAGCCAAUGAGGUCUUUUGUAAUAGUAAUCUGACCUGCUAAUGUGGGACGCGUCUCCACUAAUUCACUAGUCACUUUCCAAGUGAUCUCACUUCUCACCAUUUCAUGGUUAAGUAUCACAAUCUCUUUGCCACUGGAA
Messenger RNA from Aegilops tauschii subsp. strangulata, 2287 nucleotides. Its product is annotated as proline-rich receptor-like protein kinase PERK9. Gene Ontology annotation, molecular function: protein kinase activity; ATP binding; protein binding. Gene Ontology annotation, biological process: protein phosphorylation. NCBI's taxonomy places the organism in Eukaryota, Viridiplantae, Streptophyta, Magnoliopsida, Poales, Poaceae. The record is from RefSeq and is a predicted model, not a curated record.